AUGCAGUACGACAAGGAGAACAAGCCGGCCGAGUCGCCGUCGCGCUCCCUCGAGCAUGCGACGGAUCUUGACCGCCCCGGCUAUGGCGACGAGCACGUCGAGUGUCCCCCUCACACGACUGAGAGCAAGCUCGUCAGCAAGAUUGACAUGAGGGUCAUUCCCUUCCUCUGCGUCAUGUACCUGCUAGCUUUCCUCGACCGAGUGAACAUCGCCAAUGCGAACGUCUUCGGCCUCAGCACGGAACUGAACCUGAAUGGCACCCUCUACAACAAUGCGCUUGUCGUCUUCUUCGUGCCCUACAUACUCUUGGAGAUUCCCUCCAACAUCCUCCUGAAGAAGUUCAAGCCGCACGUUUGGUUGAGCAUCAACAUGUUUGGAUUUGGUCUCGUCACCAUGCUCCAGGGCUUCGUAACAAACUACGCUGGACUCUGCACCACCCGGUUCUUUUUGGGAGUCUUCGAGACGGGCAUGUUUCCGGGCGCCUUCUACCUCAUCGGCAUGUGGUACCGGCGCCACGAGGCGCAGAGGAGAUACUCGUUCUUCUUCAACAGCACCACUCUCGCAGGAGCCUUCGGCGGUCUCCUCGCUGCAGCGAUCGGAAAGAUGAGUGGCAUCCGCGGCUACGCUGGAUGGCGCUGGAUCUUCAUCCUCGAAGGCCUGUUGACCGUCAUUGUCAGCUUCUUCUUCUACUUUUGGCUUCCCGACUUCCCCGAAGAGGUCAAGUGGCUCACCGACGACGAAAAGGCGUUUGUCUCGGCCCGCCUCCGCGCCGAUCAGGGGCGUUCCGCCGUGGAGCGCAGCACAACCCUCAAGGAUGUCGGCAACAUCUUCAAAGAUUAUAAGGUCAUUGUCGGAGGCUUCAUGUACUUCGGCCUGAUUGUGCCCGCUUAUGGCUACGCCUACUUCGCGCCUGGCAUUAUUCAGACGUACGGCUACGACAGCAUCCAGACCCAGCUGCACAGCGUCCCUCCAUGGGCUGUGGCGUUUGUUUUCUCGAUGAUUAUCGCCUUCAUCUCUGACAAGACGCGCCACCGAUUCCUCUUCGCCAUCUUCGCUAUCUGCGUCGCCAUGGCUGGUUUUGCGAUCUUGAUCUCCGUGCAUAACAACACCUCCGUACAAUACGCGUCUCUAUUCCUAGUGGCGAUGGGUUCUUACACAGCCAUGCCCAUCAUUGUGUGUUGGUUCAACAUGAACUUGGGAGGCCAUCACCGCCGCUCGAUUGGCAGUGCUUGGCAAGUUGGCUUCGGUAACAUUGGUGGAAUCAUUGCCGUCUUUGCCUUCCUGAAGAAGGACGCACCAAAGUACAUCCCCGGAUACAGCAUCUGCAUUGCCUUCGUCAUUUUGAGUGGUCUUGCGUGUCUCAUCUACGCGAUCGCAUGCUGGUCUGCAAACAAGAGCAGGGAUCGGGCUGCCGGACAAUCUACGUUGUCAGAGGAGGAGAAGACUGAGUUGGGAGAUCUGUCUCCUGAUUAUAGAUACCUGUUGUAG
Molecule: messenger RNA, 1488 nt
Organism: Colletotrichum aenigma
Lineage: Eukaryota; Fungi; Ascomycota; Sordariomycetes; Glomerellales; Glomerellaceae
Gene: prlL-2
Product: MFS transporter prlL
Exons: 3
Coding region: 1-1488 (495 amino acids)
Biological process (GO): transmembrane transport
Cellular component (GO): plasma membrane
Molecular function (GO): transmembrane transporter activity
Source: RefSeq, a predicted model, not a curated record